ACCUCAAGUAACAAAAAUUACUCCGACCAUGACUUCCUUAUUCUCCCAAAUAUGCUUCAAGUUCCUCCUCCUCGUCUUCCUCCUUAGCCAUGGGAACUCCCAGCCACAGCAGGAUAAUGGAGAACAAGCAGUCCUACUGAAACUGAAGCAACACUUGCAGAAUCCACCGUCUCUCUCCCACUGGACUUCAUCGUCCAAUGCUACCCUUCAUUGCAGCUGGCCUGAAAUCACCUGCACCGAUAACUUAGUCACAGCGCUAUUACUCAGUGAGAGAGACAUCAAAGUAACAAUCCCUCCAUUUAUUUGUGACCUCAAUAACUUGACCCAUCUUGAGCUUCAGUUCAACUACAUUCCGGGUGAGUUUCCAACGGCUCUCUACAACUGUCCCAAGCUUCAGUACCUUGACCUCUCUGAGAACUACUUUGUCGGGCCGAUUCCGGAUGAUAUAGAUCGCCUGAGUCAGCUCCAGUACCUGAGUUUGGGUGCUAACAACUUUUCUGGUGACAUACCGGUGGCUAUUGGGCGGCUAUUGGGGCUCAGGACUCUUCUGCUCCACCAGAAUCAGUUCAAUGGUUCCUACCCGGCCGAAAUUGGUGACUUGUCUGAACUUGAAUAUCUAGCAAUGGCAACUAACAUGAAGUUUCUGCCAUCCAGGUUGCCCCAGAGCUUCACACAGUUGAAGAAACUGCAGGUUUUAUGGAUGUCCGAUUCAAAUUUGAUCGGAGAAAUCCCGGAUAUGAUCGGAGACAUGGCAGCUCUUGAGCUUCUGGAUUUAUCAAGCAACAGAUUAACGGGGAAAAUCCCGGAUGGUUUGCUCAUGUUAAAGAAUUUGAGUGUAUUGUAUCUUUACAAGAACAAGUUUUCCGGAGAGAUUCCCCAGGUAAUUGAAGCAUCCAAUCUGAUUGCGCUUGAUCUUUCGAUGAACGAUUUGACCGGAAAAAUACCAGAUGAUAUUGGGAAACUACAGAAGUUGGCAAAUCUGAGUCUGUUCUUCAAUCAAUUGUCCGGUGAAAUUCCUCAGAGCCUCGGACAGAUGCCAACAUUAAAAGAUGUCAGGUUGUUUAGCAACAACCUGAACGGUGUCCUGCCUCCAGAUUUCGGUCGGUAUUCCAGACUUGAAGGGUUUCAGGUUGCGUCUAACAGGCUUACAGGGAGGCUGCCUGAGCACUUGUGCUCCGGUGGAAAGCUGGAAGGAGUUGUUGCUUUUGAUAAUAAUCUCACCGGAGAGGUACCGGAAUCGCUUGGAAACUGCAGUAGCUUGAAAGUAGUCAUGAUUCAGAACAAUGGGUUUUCAGGUAACAUUCCCAACGGGCUAUGGACAUCUGUGAAUUUGUUGACCAUGAUGAUAAGUGAUAACCUGUUUUCCGGCGAGCUUCCUGGUAAAGUGUCCCAGAAACUUACUCGGCUUCAUUUGAGCAAUAACAGAUUCUCCGGUGCGAUUCCGGCAGGCGUGAGCUCGUGGCAGAAUCUGGUGGUUUUCAAUGCCAGUAACAAUCUCCUAAACGGUACAAUUCCGAGAGAAUUAACAGCUCUUUCUUCUCUUAAUACUCUUUUGCUUGAUCAAAACCAACUUCAGGGUUCCCUUCCAUCAGAUAUAGUCUCAUGGAAAUCCCUGGUUACUCUCAACCUUAGCCGGAAUCAACUCUCCGGACAAAUUCCGGGAAGCAUGGGUUUUCUGGAACAUCUUCUUUAUUUGGAUUUAUCGGUAAAUCAAUUUUCUGGUCAAAUCCCUUGGCAGAUUGCCCGCCUUAGGCUGAAUUUCCUCAACCUCUCUUCAAAUUACCUCACAGGAAAAAUCCCAAGUCAGUUUGAAAAUGCUGCCUUUUCCGAUAGCUUCCUGAACAACUCCGGUCUUUGCACAAGUACCCCAGCAGUGGUAGACGUCAACCCCCGCAGUUCAUCGCCGAACUUUAGCAGAAAUUUUCGUACAUAUCGAGCUCUGGUGUUGAGUAUUGUGAUGGUAAUCACAGUACUGUCUUUAUUUUCUUCAUUCUUAUUGAUCAGGUUUUACUGGAAGAGAAAUCAGGAAUCGAAUAUAACGUGGAAGCUUACCCCUUUCCAGAGAUUGAAUUUCACAGAAUCAGAAAUCCUGUUAGGAUUGACUGACCACAAUGUGAUCGGAAGUGGAGGAUCAGGGGAAGUUUACCGCGUUUCUGUGACUCAUUCCCAAUAUGUUGCUGUGAAAAGGAUAUGGAAUGACAGCAAAUUGGACAGGAAACUUGAGAAGGAAUUCUUGGCGGAAGUCAAUAUUCUGGGGGCAAUUCAACACAGGAACAUUGUGAAACUAUUAUGUUGCAUUUCAGGGGAGAACUCGAAGCUUCUAGUUUACGAGUACCUGGAGAAUCAUAGUCUGGACCGGUGGCUGCAUAAGAGGAAAUCACCAUCAGCAAUCCUGGAUUGGCAAAAGAGGUUAAAGAUUGCGGUUGGCGCCGCUCAGGGGCUCUGCUACAUGCACCAUUACUGCUCUCCGCCAAUUGUACAUAGAGAUGUGAAAUCGAGCAACAUUCUAUUGGAUUCUGAGUUCAAUGCCAAGAUUGCCGACUUUGGUCUUGCUAGGAUGUUAAUCAGACAGGAAGAACUCGCAACAGUGUCGGUUGUUGCUGGAUCUUUUGGCUACAUAGCACCAGAGUAUGCUCAGAAAAAAAGAGUAAACGAGAAAAUCGAUGUUUACAGCUUUGGAGUCAUCCUGCUAGAACUAACGACAGGAAAAAAGGCUAACCAUGGAGAUGAGCACUCAUCGUUGGCACAAUGGGCACAGCGGUACUUUCAAGAAGGAAAACCGGUCGUUGAUGCGUUGGACGAGGAUAUAAAGGAACCUUGUUACCUGGAUGAAAUAUGCGUUGUGUUCAGACUUGGGAUCAUCUGUACGAGUAUAAUGCCUUCAGCUAGACCUUCCAUGAAGGAGGUUCUGGAAAUCUUGCUCUGUCGUGGCCAUCCUACUAGUUAUCUGGACAAGAAGUCUGGGAGUGAGUUCGAUGCUGCUCCUCUGCUCGAUAUUUGAAGCAUAGUGGAAUCUCCAUCAGCAGUCCUGGAUUGGCAAAAGAGGUUGAAGAUUGCAGUUGGCGUUGCUCAGGUGCUCUGCUACAUGCACCAUUACUGCUCUCCGCCAACUGUACAUAGAGAUGUGAAAUCAAGCAACAUCCUGUUGGACUCUGAGUUCAAUGCUAAAAUAGCCGAUUUUGGUCUUGCUAGGAUGUUAAUCAGACAGGAAGAAUAUUACGGAAGUGUGAUUGGAUUCAUCUCAUAUAUUCUCAUUAUUACUGUAAAUAUAGUUUCCAUAUAUAUACUUUCCUUUUGUAUAGUGACCGCUUGUAUAUAUGUUCAUCAAUGGAAUGAAAGAUCAUCGCAUCA
Messenger RNA from Rubroshorea leprosula, 3351 nucleotides. NCBI's taxonomy places the organism in Eukaryota, Viridiplantae, Streptophyta, Magnoliopsida, Malvales, Dipterocarpaceae. The record is from the annotation of a GenBank genome assembly.